Messenger RNA from Eublepharis macularius, 631 nucleotides. It is a transcript of the gene FADD, whose product is annotated as Fas associated via death domain. NCBI's taxonomy places the organism in Eukaryota, Metazoa, Chordata, Lepidosauria, Squamata, Eublepharidae. The record is from RefSeq and is a predicted model, not a curated record. Gene Ontology annotation, biological process: negative regulation of extrinsic apoptotic signaling pathway via death domain receptors; signal transduction. Gene Ontology annotation, molecular function: protein binding.
GGAGCGUUCUCGAGGCGGACGAGGAGAGUUUGCAGACCGGCUCAUACUUUAAAUCUGGAAGUUCUGGAGGAUGGACCCAUUUUUGGUUUUACUGAAUUCAUUUUCGAGCAGCAUCUCUCCAGAUGAGCUUUCUGAUCUCAAGUUUCUAUGCCAGUCAAAAAUUGGUUAAAAAAAGUUAACAGCUAUGGAAAGGGGCACUGAGCUAUUCAACGUUCUUCUUGAACAGAAUGUCAUUACACCUUACAAUGUAGAAUUCUUAAGAGUGAUGCUCCAAAGUCUGAAAAGAGAAGAUUUGCUAAUUCAACUGGAGCAGUUUGAAGAAAGUAUAGAAGGUGAUCCUGCUGAUCAACUGGAUAUAGAAGAAAAACGUAAGGUGGAGAGAGCGUUUGAAAUCAUAUGUGAUAGUUGGAAAAUGCUGAUUCGAAAACUUGAAAUUUCAGGUACCAAAACUGAUCGAAUUACGGCUGCCCAUCCAUACAACUUAGAGGAACAAUUGAUGCAAUCCCUUCUUGUGUGGAAGAAAUUAAAAGGAAAAGAUGCUAAGGCUGAUGACUUAAUAAAAGCCCUUAGGGCCUGUAAAAUGAACCUAGUGGCAGACAAAAUCAAAGAUGCUUUACAUCUGGUUGUCUAA